AUGAGUGAAAAUUACCAAAUCCAUGAUAUUUUACACUAUUCAAGGAAGUCUAAGAAAAAUCGAAAUGGAACUUCCUUAGAAGCUUUUUCAAACAGUAGAAGAGAUGAUAAUGAGGAAUUACCAGAAUCGCCAAGAAGCGAUAGAGUAACAGCAGACACUGCAAGCUGUAGUUGCGAUAUAGACAUGGAUGUGGAAAUAGCUAAUAUUCUUCACAAAAAAUGUCCCGUUAUUGUAUUGGCUCAACAACAGUUACAACGACUUCUAGAUGAAACGGAUAAAUUACUUUGUGAUAAUAGUCAUUGUUGCAGAUCUAUAUACGAUGUUUUUAAGUUAUUUAAAGAAGUAAUAUGGAAUCAACAUAAAUGUAACUGUGCUCUUACAUUUAUAAUCCUACUAACGUUUAUCAUAGGCCUUAUACUCGGCGCAGCUUCAUGUGGAACUAGCCUGCGGAAGUUUAAUAGCCCUAUUCUUUCGUGUAUUGAUAAUUUAUUCAUAUCAGAUAAAUAUUCAACCCUUGAUGAUUCAUUUCGUGCUAUUGUUUGAUAUUAAAACAAUGUAUUUAUAUGCUAAUAUACGCUCUGCCACAUAA
This is a messenger RNA of Melitaea cinxia (Glanville fritillary), 589 nucleotides long. RefSeq lists its product as uncharacterized. Bases 1 to 543 code for a protein of 180 amino acids. The transcript is spliced from 2 exons. The record is from RefSeq and is a predicted model, not a curated record. Lineage: Eukaryota; Metazoa; Arthropoda; Insecta; Lepidoptera; Nymphalidae.